AUGGAGGUCAUCAGCGAAGCCAGCUGCGACGACGGUGGCGGCCGUGGCCCCACCAUCCCCUUCUUCACCCUCGCCGUCGACACCUCCCUCUCCUUCCCCGAAAUGUCUCCUUGUACCGACGGCUCCUCCUCACCGGUGCACCACCGGGUCCGCACCUGCGCCAUCGCGUUCACCCAACCGCGCCACCGCACCCCUGUGCUGACGCCUCCGCCUGCUGCCUUCGACGACCGAAGCUCUGCACCGCCGGCCUUGCUCCUCCCCAGCCACCGGUUCCGCUUCUAUUUCACUACCCCCGCUCAACCCAGCGCCCGACGUGCUACGCCGCCGGAGCCGAAGACCAGCAAACAACGUCCCCGCUCGCCUCACCCGCAACCCACGAGACUAGCGAAGCCGCGGCUGCCCCCGCUCGCUUCGGGCUCCCCGCCCGAUCUCUUCGCCGCCCGCAUUGCGCCUCUCCGAAGCUCCGAACCUAUCCCGAGCCCCCUUGUGCCGAGCGACGCCCACAACAACACUCCACCGGUUUCUUCCGCACCUCAGCAGCUCGCGACCACCGCGCACCCCCUGCCCUAA
Messenger RNA from Eucalyptus grandis, 570 nucleotides. RefSeq names its product WAS/WASL-interacting protein family member 1-like. The record is from RefSeq and is a predicted model, not a curated record. The transcript has 2 exons. Bases 1 to 570 code for a protein of 189 amino acids. Lineage: Eukaryota; Viridiplantae; Streptophyta; Magnoliopsida; Myrtales; Myrtaceae.